Molecule: messenger RNA, 2733 nt
Organism: Aspergillus affinis
Lineage: Eukaryota; Fungi; Ascomycota; Eurotiomycetes; Eurotiales; Aspergillaceae
Product: aldehyde dehydrogenase family protein
Exons: 9
Coding region: 1-2733 (910 amino acids)
Molecular function (GO): aldehyde dehydrogenase (NAD+) activity
Source: RefSeq, a predicted model, not a curated record
AUGUCUAACACAAUCCGCACCCUUUCUCCAUCCACCAACAAGCUCCUCUACGAGCACCCGGGCACCUCCUUCGACGAGGCCCGCCAGCUCGCCAUCUCCGCCCAAGAUGCCCAAAAAUCAUGGAAACAGGUUCCUCUAUCGGAGCGCAAGGCCAUCAUUCUCAAGGCGCUGGAACUCAUUGACGCCAAUAAGCAAUUUCUCGCAGAAGAGCUGACGACUCAAAUGGGUCGCCCCAUUGCCUACACAACCAAGGAGAUCGACACCUUGCGCCUACGCGCCGACUAUCUCCUUGGAAUCGCCGACGAUAGUCUGAAGGAUCUCCCCGGUCAGCCGCAGGAUGGGUUCAGGCGAUUUCUGAAGAAGGAGCCUGUCGGAGUCGCGUUUAUUGCGACAGCGUGGAAUUACCCCUACCUCAUCACAAUCAGCACCAUCCUCCCCGCCCUCCUAUCUGGAAACGCCGUCCUCCUCAGGCCCUCCCCUCAGACACCUCUUGUCGGUGAACGCUUCCUCUCCUUCUUCACGCAAGCCGGUCUCCCGCCCAACCUCUUCCAGCUCGUCCACUGCGGCUCGCUCGACGUGCUCGACCAGAUCGUCACCCUCCCCCAAAUCAACCUCAUCUCAUUUACCGGCUCCACCGAAGGCGGACUGCGUAUCCGCGAAGCCACAGCCCGUCGCGUCGUCCCUGUGAACCUAGAACUCGGCGGCAAUGAUCCAGCCUACGUGCGUCCGGACGCAGACCUCCUAUACGUCGCAGCACAGCUAGUCGACGGCGCGGUGUUCAGUUCCGGACAGAGCUGCUGCGCCGUUGAACGGGUGUACGUCCACGCAGAUGUCCACGAUGCGUUUGUGAAGGAGGUGCAAAAGGAAUUAGCGACAUACAAACUCGGCGACCCCUUCGAUAAAACCACCACCACCGGCCCCGUAAUCUCCCAACAAGCCGUCAAAAACAUCAAUUCACACAUCGCCGACGCACUCUCCAAGGGCGCCGUCGACGCCACCCCCGAGAACGCAACGUUCUCGGCUCCCCCGCCAGACGGCAACUACGUUGCGCCUAAAGUCCUGAUCAACGUCUCGCAUGACAUGCGCACCAUGCGCGAGGAGACCUUCGGGCCCGUGAUGCCCAUCAUGAAAGUUGCAUCGGACGACGAGGCGGUGGCGCUGAUGAAUGAUACCGAUUUCGGCCUGACGGCGAGUAUCUGGACGAAGGAUGUUGGCGCUGGGGAGGCGUUGAUGGAGAAGUUGGAGGCGGGCACCGUGUUUGUGAAUCGCUGUGACUAUCCGAGUCCGGAUCUGGCGUGGAUCGGGUGGAAGAAUUCGGGACUGGGAUGCACAUAUCUGAAUGAGUAUGUUUACGACGUCACUGCCCUAUCUACCGACCCUAAAUACUUUAUUCAACCGGUGGUCUGUAUUCCCCAGCGAGCCAUGAUGCGCGAUCCCACCCGGUAUCAGGAUCCACCUGCGACUACGAUCGCGGUGACGACGGUGACUCUGGUCUGGGCUGUAGCUCUCACGGGAGCCAGAGUGUCUACGAGAUUUCGCAAGCUGGGUUUGGCUGAUUACUUCGCGAUCAUAGCUUUGGCGUUAUCAGCAGCAUAUAUUCUAUACGCCUCAGGGACUGUAUUAGCCCCCACAAUAUUCUUCGCCAAGUGCUCCAUCUUUCUCCUAUAUCUAGAGAUCUUCACCAUCCAUCAGGCCAUACGAAUCGCCAUCUGGGUCGGGAUGGUGUUCACCUUCCUGUACUGGGCAGGCAUUCCACUGAUGAGCUAUUUCAAUGCACCACACAUCGGCGAAACAUGGGAAGAGUUACUCUUCAACGGCAGGCCCCAUCGCUUGACCUAUUGGGGCGUUCUCCAGGGGGUAUGCUCCGUGGUGUUGGACAUAUACAUCUUUAUCUUGUCACUUCCGCUGCUGGCGCAACUGCAAAUGCCGAACAGCCGGCGGCUACAGUUAUUUGUGAUUUUCUCUACAGCUCUGAUGGGUGUCGUUGCCAGUGUCUGCGCACUCGUCUAUCGAGUGCAUCUGGCUGUAAUCUUUACACAUUUUAUUUGCCCGACUCUCCAGGCAUCAACAGCAGAUGGGUUUUUGAUGAGCCAUCGUUCGAGCCUGACAGGCAUAGCAGGUCAGACCACGGUAUUAGAUCCGAUACAGACUGCUGGGACCCCAUCAUUUGCCUCAAUUAGUACCUCGUCCUCGUCCCCCGGCUCAAUUCCACGCAGUACGCAUGACCCAUCAGCCAACGAAGGAACAGAACCUACCCCAUCAAUCCCAUCCACAGCAGCAGGGAAAACACCUCUAACCUGCCCGAACUCGCCUCAGAUGUCGUCUGCGGCGUCCACGCAUACUGUAAAACUCACUUCGGGUGAUAUUGUCACAUUCGACCGCAAAUCUCUGAAUGCUUCUGUCGGCGAUCAUGUCCUCUUUAAGUCAACAGAUGGAUCCCUUUUUCUUUUCAAUACUACAUUUGAAGAUCCGUAUCUUCGAAUCCGGCAGAUCAAAAAUGAAGGCCAGGACACUGUACUCUAUGAGGUACAUACUACCAGCCCUACCUGGUUCCUCGCAUACAAUUCCGCUGAAACCUGUCGAUGUUACCUACCGUCACAUUUUGCCCUCAAUCCAGGAGUCCACUCUGGCCAGUUUUUCGACGCAAUCAAAUACAAAUCUGUAUACUUCUCAAAGACCACGGCGCAACCCACUAGGUCAACAACUACGGAAAUAGUGGUAGUUACUGUAUAG